AUGACGACGACAGGUGUACACGAUAUGAACAGUGGUGUUGGAGAAGAGAACGUGAAAUGCUGUAAUGUUAAGUUCCUGAUAGAACACGACUACCUACCGUUUCCGAUCGAGGAUCAUAAGGAGAGGGAAAAAGAGAGAAGUCGGAGAAAGACGGACUCACAACAUAACACAACAACACAUCACUUGUCUAUAUUCGAAAUAACACGAAGAAAUUUGAAAAUUCCGGAAAUUGGUUCAAAGAUCGAUAAUCAGAUUACUAAAAUGUUAAUCCAAUCUAAUGCAAUACUGCAAUAUUUUGGUACCAUUUUUUACAUGAAACAUGAUCUCUAA
Messenger RNA from Brugia pahangi, 330 nucleotides. NCBI's taxonomy places the organism in Eukaryota, Metazoa, Nematoda, Chromadorea, Rhabditida, Onchocercidae. The record is from the annotation of a GenBank genome assembly.